AUGGUGCCGUCUCGCCUUAGCGACAGCGAGCGCGCACAUCUCCUCGAUUCCUCUCUUGCGGGUCCCUCUCGCCCAUUUCCCGUUUACGAUGAACUGAGUUAUGACGACUUCCUCCAUGUGAUCCCAAACACCCCCUUCCUCCUGUCGGGGAAGGCAACAACAAACUGGCCAGCAACGGCAUGGCGCUCGAGCGAUUCUAAUGAUGGUGUCUCCCAGCCCAAUCUCGACGCGCUGCGUGCGUACGCCGACCAAGUCGUGCCCGUUGCCGAUACUUCCGCCCGCGAGUUCUCAGAGUUUGAGCGCUCAGACCGGCCAUUAGGCGAAGUCCUGGAUUUAUGGAUACAAGGCGACGGGAAGUCGCUCUACGUGAAAGACUGGCAUCUGAUCGCUGAGCUGUGCGAGCGAGGCGGAGCCGCGAAGGACGUCUACGAACCGCCGGCAUGUUUCCUAGAUGACUGGCUCAGCCCGCCGUUCUCCCUUUCCUCUGCUGGAGAGAUGCCGGCGUCUCUUGCUGACUUCCGCUUUGUCUACCUCGGCCCUGGCGGCACGUUCACGCCACUGCACCGCGACGUCUACGGUAGCUACUCGUGGAGCGCGAACGUCGUGGGUAGGAAGGUGUGGUGGCUCUUCCCUCCUGGCACCGAGGCGCAGCUUCGGGAAGGCAGCGGUCUCAUGUUUGACGUGCGUGGGACGGAGAAGGGGCAACUUGGCGUCAAGAUCGUCCAGGAGGAAGGCGAGGUGAUCUACGUCCCCUCGGGAUGGCACCAUCAGGUUGUGAACAUUGAUUUCGAGAUGACGCUUGCGAACGACCGCGUGAAGGAAGCGAUCGAGGACGUGCAAGCGGACAUCAAGGCGAGAUUGGGCAACAGCACACUGCCGGACGGCACGCUCGAAUGGGAGGCUGAGUGGGCCGCCGAGGUCGAGGGUCUGCUUGCGCGUGAUGCGGGCUGGGGCUGGGAGGGGUUCUGGGCCUGCAUCUUGGGCAACAUGAAGCGUCCGCCAGCUUCGCCCGACCUCUCGCCUAGCGAGGCGGAGCGCAACGGCUUCAUCCGUGAAGUUCUUGACUGCUUCAAGAGCACGAGAGAGUAUACCCUCCUUCCUCGUGCAAGGGAGACCGUGCGUGAGAUCGAAGCACUGCUUGCGCCAUAA
Messenger RNA from Trichosporon asahii var. asahii CBS 2479, 1149 nucleotides. RefSeq names its product jumonji domain containing 4. Gene Ontology annotation, cellular component: nucleus; cytoplasm. Bases 1 to 1149 code for a protein of 382 amino acids. The record is from RefSeq and is a predicted model, not a curated record. The transcript has 5 exons. Gene Ontology annotation, biological process: negative regulation of gene expression; protein hydroxylation; positive regulation of translational termination. Gene Ontology annotation, molecular function: sequence-specific DNA binding; histone H4R3 demethylase activity. NCBI's taxonomy places the organism in Eukaryota, Fungi, Basidiomycota, Tremellomycetes, Trichosporonales, Trichosporonaceae.